This is a messenger RNA of Aspergillus wentii DTO 134E9, 1347 nucleotides long. RefSeq lists its product as uncharacterized. The coding region runs from base 1 to 1347 and encodes 448 amino acids. Lineage: Eukaryota; Fungi; Ascomycota; Eurotiomycetes; Eurotiales; Aspergillaceae. The record is from RefSeq and is a predicted model, not a curated record. The transcript has a single exon.
AUGGCGACUCCCGCUUUGAAACUCGGUGCUUUCGGUCGCCUGCCGUACGAACUGCGACUCCAGAUCUGGAAACAGCUACUCCCAGCCCUGUAUAUGUCAGACCAUCUGGCUAUCCUGCGAACCAACAAAAGCAUCUACGACGAAAUCACCAAUCAACUAUACGACACAUUCGAUAUACAUAUCUCUCCAUCUCUCAGACCAUGGAUCGUCAUUCGCUCCAGACAGUUGCAGGCAGAGUGGACCAUCGAUGGAGAGAAUGACUGGCGAUGCGCCGUCUUCAAAAGCAUCCCAUUCCACAAGAUUAACCUGGCAGUCCAUAUAGAAGCCCCUCAUCCCGAAGAUCCAGGCCAACUCAUCUUGCUGUGGAAGAAGGUUAAUGUGCUAGUCGAAGUUCUUUGGAAGUCUCGCUCACCGUUCAAGAGCAUCGAUCUCGUUUUCGAGAAGAGCCAUGACAUCGACUGGCAGACAGAUGGAGAGUCAACCAAGAGCAUUGAACACAUCCGAGGAGGCUUACCAGAUCACGAUAUUGUUUUCAUGCCUUUUUGUCUACUGGCACAUGUCGAGGAGUUUGACAUCACCCCAUCAUCCCACGAGAUGGAAAAGGCCAUCGACUGGGGAUUCCUCAACUACGGAUGCGAGUUUAUUCGCAACAAUGGAUACAGCAAAGGAAACCAUACGAUGUACAACAGCGACCCCGAGUACGAGUAUGAAGUGUGUGCCUUCGACGACAUUGAUGCCCUAGCUGCAGACCUCAACUUUUCCCUCGACGUCCACCUUGACGACGUGCCUGGGCCCACGGCCAACAAACUUCGGCUGAAGCGUUUCGCUAAAUAUUUCGUGGACGGAGACAAAGGCGAAUCGCCAUACAUGCAGUUCAUUCUUGGGAUUCUUCGGCAUUAUCCCGAGAUAGUCAGACGACGCGAUAUAUUCCUUUACAACCUAUUUAAUCGACACGAGAUCCUACUCCGAAUGCAUGAGGAUAUCUGUGACGACGAGCUAUCACUCCGCCAUACUUGGAACCAGAAACGUUGGUACCAGCGAUUUCCCAACGGGAUUCCACCAUUGUCCAUGCCUGAUCUGGUGGAGCAGGGGUACAUUAGUGAUAAACCCCUCGAUCCCAGCGAGCUAUCCUCGCGUUUUGUGGAGUUCCUUGGUGCCGUACAGCACUGGGUGAGCAACAUGUGGAGGAAGAGCUUCAACACUUGGCCCGGUCUUGUUUAUUGCGAAGACUGGGCUCAGGAGUGGUGUGAGGACUGCCAGGUUACCGGCUUGACAUUUGGGUGCAGCGAUUGCAUUGACUUGGAGCCGGUGUAUGAUUAUGAGCGCAGCGAGGGGCUCAGCGAGUAG